Venturia canescens is the source of this 12011-nucleotide messenger RNA. RefSeq names its product plexin B (gene PlexB). Gene Ontology annotation, molecular function: semaphorin receptor activity; protein binding. Gene Ontology annotation, biological process: motor neuron axon guidance; sensory neuron axon guidance; semaphorin-plexin signaling pathway involved in axon guidance. Lineage: Eukaryota; Metazoa; Arthropoda; Insecta; Hymenoptera; Ichneumonidae. The transcript is spliced from 7 exons. Gene Ontology annotation, cellular component: semaphorin receptor complex; plasma membrane. The coding region runs from base 1302 to 7373 and encodes 2023 amino acids. The record is from RefSeq and is a predicted model, not a curated record.
UUUACUGCUGUCAUUUCGGACACGCAGUAUUAGUUCAAAUUUCGACCGCUCGGAUCGUACAUACGCGGUUCGCGUUGAGGGGGUCGCCACUGUACGAGAGAGCAGUGUUCCGUAUAAAACGGAGCGUCAGGAGAGAAAGACCAAGCGGUAGAGAGAGAGAGAGAGGAGAGGGAAAAGAGGAGCGAAUCGCUGGAGAAAGAUGGUGUAUGGAGCACGGGAGAGAGGCGCGCACGCCGUAGGUAUAUUUCUCUCUCGGCGCUCUCGAGUUCCCCAAACGCCAAUCCAAUGCACAUAGAGUUUAAGGAACGAGUACCCUUGUCACAGUAAUCGUCGUCGUUACCGCGAUCCUUUCCGUCGAAUUUUCGAGUCUUGCUAGACGAGAAUUCCCCUUAUUACAGUGUUUUAUCGCGAAUUGUCGUGUAGUAGUGGCGGUCGCCCCCAUAGUCGCCCCCAUCCUCGUUCUUUUCCCUUCACCCUCGUGUCGUGCGUGUAUACGUGUAUGUGUUGGACCGCGUGUGUAUAUGCUCCGAGUGUUUUAAAAAGCGAAAAAAAAAAGUAAGAGGCCGAGUUGAACGAACACAAAUCGCAGUGAAAAAAAAGGCACCAAAAGAAAUAUUACAUUCCCUGAAGGAAGUAUUGGCGAAGCAAAAUCGACGAUAGAAAGAGAGAUAAAGCGAGAAGCAGGAGAAGAAAGAGUGCGAGAGAGUGCGUGCGCGAGAAAAGACGAAGAGGAUACACAGGAGGUUUUGGAGCUUUAUUGUUGCCUCCUUGUCUCUUGUAAUUUUGUGAACAGUUUUGUGCGUGUGUGCGCAUUUCCAAAGGAGAGCGAAGGUUUAUACGGCUCUUACAUUCGUAUUGGAGUUUAUAUAUAUUCACAAAAAAUAUAUAUAUAUAUAUAUAUAAUUAAAAAAUAUACACGCAUAUAUAUAUACAUAUAUAUGUAUACGUCCAAGACCCUUCGAGAGUGAAACAUGGUGAACGUUCGCGAUGUUCCGUAGAACAGCGGAGCUAUACGGGUUUCACGAGCAUUCCGACGAUCCGGCCACGAAUGCCGUUCUACGACUUGACUCCUUUCCCAUAGAGGAGUCGACGAUGGAAAUGGUGCCAGGAAUUGUAAGACUUUGGUAGCGCAGUUACCAAAAAAGUAUCCAAAACUGGCUACUCGUGGAGAAUCGAGUAGUUUUUUCACCCCUCCCUGCCCAUGCCCCUAGCAGUUCCAGGUAUAUGAAAAUUCAUUUGAAUUCUCAGCCGUUCCGGUCCCCAAAUUCCCUCUGUAUGACUCGUGCUUUAAACGUGACGCAAUGAGACUCUUGGGACAGAGACCAUUUCCUGCGUCACCGCGGGUCCCGCCGCCUCCACGGCUCUCUUUGGCAGGAUCUUUGUCCUCACCAUUGUUUCUCCUAGUCGUCCUUGUGACUCUUAUUGUUGCGGCUAGCUCUGAAAAUCCUUCAAAUCCAGAUGGCAAAAAAGAAACUAAAUCUCCGCACGUGGUUGCCCAAUUUCCAUCUGAUCCUCGAUCAAAACAAUUGUUUGAUCUUUCCGAAGCCAACAAAACGAGAGAAGGCCUUUUUCGAUUUAAUCAUUUGACCAUCGACCCCGCUACUGGCAGACUUUACGCCGGCGCCGUCAACAGACUCUUGCAGCUCAACUCGAACCUCAAACUCGAAGAACAUGUUUCUACCGGUCCAAGAAUGGACAACCCCCUAUGCCACGCAACUGGCUGUUCAUCCCGAGACAUAGUGACGACGUUAACAAAUAACGUAAACAAAGUGUUAGUUGUGGAUCUCGAUUCACACUCCUUAAUAGCCUGUGGUUCCUUGCUGCAGGGUGCUUGCGAGAAGUACAACAUGUCGAAUAUUUCAAUAAAACCAGAAUUCAUACCACAUAGCGUAGCUGCGAAUGACGAGGAUUCGUCAACUUACGCAUUCAUCGGUCCUGAGCGUUACGAUCCUUGGGACAACAAGAAUAUUUUGUACGUGGGUACGACGUUCACGAACAACGGUGAAUAUCGUCAUGACGUACCGGCGAUAUCGAGUCGGGAUCUUUACACUCUCGAAUUCGCGAGGGACACUUUUAACAAACAAUCGAUUGUCAACAUUGAUGUCAAAUAUCGAGAUCAUUUUCUCGUUAAGUACGUUUAUGGAUUCAACGCUAGCGAUUACGCAUAUUUUGUUCUUGUACAAAAAACUUCGUAUUUACCGGAACAAGAGGAAUUGGGUUAUAUUUCGAGACUCGCCAGAAGCUGCAUCACUGAUCCUAAUUACGAUAGCUACACCGAAGUCACGUUACAGUGUAACGUUGACAUGGGAAACGGCACUCUUGAAACUUACAAUCUUGUACAAGAUGCCAAAAUCGCUUCCGCCGGAAGUGACUUGGCUAGCCAAUUGGGCAUCUCAGUUGGCGAUCCUAUUUUCUUAUCUGUCUUCUCACCCAGCAAAGGUAUCACCAACGAACCUAAAUCUCGAUCCGCCCUUUGCGUCUACAGCUUAAGGGACAUUCAGGAAAAAUUCAUAGAGAAUAUUCACAUGUGCUUCAACGGCAGUAUCAAAUAUCGUAACAUGGGAUACAUCAGCGGUCCUAUUCAGGAUGGCGAAUGUCCUAACGCCGGGAACACUGGAAACAUAUUACAUUUUUGUGAGGUCGGCCUGAAAAUAUCAGGAGUAUCACCAAUAGUUGGACAAUCGAUACUUCAUUUUCCUGACACGUUCGUAACGUCGAUAGCCGUGGCAAACACCGAAAGUCAUACGGUCGCUUUUCUCGGGACAAGCGAUGGCGAGCUGAAAAAAGUAUUGCUUUCCGGAACGGAAUCUUCGGUCUACGAGAGCAUCGUUGUUGACAAAGGACAAACAUUGUUGCCCGAUAUGACCAUAGCGCCUGAUGGCCAACACAUCUACGUUUUAUCGACCAAUAAAAUAUCUAAAGUCAAGGUUGAGCAUUGCAGCGGCUUCACCAGUUGUAGCUCUUGCCUCGAUGCCAAGGAUCCUUACUGUGGUUGGUGCUCAUUAGAAAAAAGAUGCACGGUGAGGGGGGAUUGUCAAAAAGCGAGUCGGAGCAGUCCGCGAUGGUUGUCAUUGGGUACGGGCCAGCAAUGCAUAGAUUUCGAGCAAGUGUUGCCGGAUCGUUUGCCAAUAGAGCAGAUGACGACGGUGCAAUUGACGAUAAGAACGUUACCGGAACUGCCAUCGGGAGCGAAUUACAAAUGCGUAUUUGGUGACGCUGAACCGAUCGACGCGUUGAUGACGGGCUUCGGCUUAUCUUGCCCGGCCCCACCGGUCGUUGGUAGACCGAGCAUUUCUGAGGGAUCUGAUCACGUUCUCGUGUCACUUUCGGUGCGCUCGAGUGAGACCAACAAGGACUUCGUAUCUCGUAAUUUCGCGUAUUUCGAUUGUUCAAAGCACAAGGUGUGCACGGAAUGCGUUAAAGCUCAAUGGUCCUGCAGUUGGUGCGUUUACGACAACAAAUGCACCCACAACACAAGCAGCUGUCAGGGGAACAUCAUAUCCGGAGAAAACCAACGAAACCAGCCGACACUGGCAGCCCACGGUGCCCAAUAUUGUCCACGUUUCACCGCUCGAAAGGAGCCUCUGAUGUUGCCGAUCAACGUGCCGAAGGAGAUAGUACUCGAGGUGGAAAAUUUGCCACAUCCACAAGUGGGGCACACCGGAUUCCAGUGCAUCGUUGGGAUCGAGGGUGCGAAUUUGAAGGUUCAAGCACGAGUGGAUAGUUCGUUGAUCGUUUGCGACAGAACGACGUAUUCGUACGAGGCUUUGAGCGGCGAAUACGAGGCGUCGGUAACGGUAGUUUGGAACAAGAAUCAUCACGUCGACAAAACCACGAUAGUGUUGUACAAGUGCGAAGUAUUGGGUUCGCAUCGCGAACACGCUGAUUGUUCGUUGUGCAUGACGAGGGAUUCGCGAUACGAGUGUUCGUGGUGUUCGAACAGGUGCACGUACAAGGAUUCUUGUUUGCCGACAACCUCGGCGGAGUGUCCGAAGCCGCGAAUAGACAUAAUAAAACCGUUGAGUGGGCCGAUCGAGGGUGGAACGUUGGUGACGAUCGAGGGGAGUAAUCUCGGGUUGCGGGAGAGCGAUGUCCAGGGGAAAAUUCGGAUAGGCGACACACCUUGCGAGCUGAAGGAUUACGAGGUUUCGGUCCGAAUAGUGUGUCGCACGGGGCGUCGAAACGCGAGCGAUACGGCCUCGGUGAUCGUCGGAAACGUUGCGGGCUUUACCGAGUCGGCGGUGCUUUUUAAUUACAAAGACAUCCAAUUGACCGGAGUUUAUCCUUCGGUCGGGCCGCAAAGCGGUGGCACUCAGCUGGCCAUAACGGGAAUGUACUUGAACAUCGGCAGCGAAAUCACGGCUUACCUGGACGAGCUCCCUUGUCACGUGAACGUCAGCCAAGCCAGCUCAACGCGAUUGACUUGCAUCACGAGCAAAUCCGGACGGACGAGACGCAUCGAACGACUGAGACUCACGAUCGAUGGAGCCACGCGGACUCUGGUCAACAAUCCCUUCAAUUACACCCAAGAUCCUUCCAUCAUGGAAAUAAAACCUUUGCGGAGUUUCGCUUCUGGCGGACGGAUGAUUACCGUUCACGGGACGAAUCUCGAUACGAUACAAAAACCCGAGAUGGAAGUUUUCUUCGACAAUGAGAUAUUACCGGUAAAUCGAACCAUUUGUACGGUUCUCAAUCCAACACAAAUGGAAUGCCCGAGUCCCUCGGUCGCCGGAAGAUUCGUUAAUUUCCGACGCGCUCGACGCUCCGCCAAAAAACGUUCGAACGUCCAAACAACUCGGAGCAUCAAAGAGUCUCAAUUGACUCUUAAAAUCGCUUUCGUCAUGGACAAUGUCGAGAGCGUGAGAGACUUGGACAAACAUUUUCAGAACUUGCGAAAUCGGCUGCUCUACGUACAAGAUCCAAAAUUCUUCGCAUUCCCAAAAAACGUGAAAUUGUACAAAGGCGACACCCUCGUUAUCGAAGGUGAAAAUUUGAUUUACGCCGCUGACGAGUCCGACGUGAACGUCACCGUUGGCACGCUCACCUGCAACGUGACGUCGUUGGCUCACACGCAACUGGUCUGCACUCCGCCGGAUUCACAGCCCCCCGGAACCGACGAAUUGGGUGCGAAAUCCCCCAAUGGUUUGCCCCUCGUCGUCGUGCGAGUCGGCCGAAAUUUGCGCUUUCCCAUCGGCUAUUUGCACUACGAAGUGAUCAAAGCAUAUCCGAUUCCGCCGGAAGCAAUCGCCGGAAUCGCGGCUGGCACUUUCAGUCUUGUUCUCCUCUUUGUUCUCGUGCUCGUUGUUUAUCGUCGUAAGAGCACACAAGCCGAACGAGAAUACAGAAGGAUACAAAUCCAAAUGGACACUCUGGAAAGCAACGUCCGGAUGGAGUGCAAACAGGCUUUCGCCGAGUUACAAACCGACAUGACCGACUUGACCGCCGAUCUCGAAUCUUCAGGAAUUCCGACCCUCGACCACAAGAAUUAUAUAAUGAAAGUAUUUUUUCCCGGGGUUAUUGACCAUCCGAUCCUCAACGAUCCGAGGUCGCGAGGGACACUGGCAAGAACUAAUUACGACGCCGCUAUGAUCCAAUUCGAGCAGCUCGUUAACAACAAGUGUUUCGUUUUAACCUUCAUCGAAACCCUGGAGGCCCAAAAAGACUUUAACAUAAGAGACAAAGUGAACGUCGCCUCGUUAUUGAUGGUAGUUUUGAUGGGUAAAAUGGAAUACGCGACCGACAUACUGAUGAAUCUUCUGUUGCGUCUCAUCGACAAAUCCGUCGAUACGAAACACCCUCAGCUCAUGCUCAGACGCACGGAAUCGGUCGUUGAAAAGAUGCUGACAAACUGGAUGGCGCUGUGCAUGUACAAUUAUCUCAAAGAUUACGCCGGCUCCUCCCUCUUCUUAUUAUUUAAGGCUAUAAAGCAUCAAAUAGAAAAGGGUCCAGUUGACGUCGUGACUCACGACGCGAGAUACUCCCUCUCCGAGGAGCGUUUGUUGCGAGAACAAAUUGAUCACAGUCUCGUAACGCUUCACGUUGUCCAGGACGAUCUCGAUGAAAAAAUUCAGUGUAAAGUCCUCGAUUGCGACACGAUUAGUCAAGUUAAGUCCAAGAUACUCGAUGCACUUUAUAAAAAUACGCCUUUUUCGUUGAGGCCUUCGAUACACGAAGUCGACCUGGAGUGGAGACACGGUAGAGGCGGACAUUUGACCCUCCAGGACGAAGAUUUGACGACCAAGUGCAGUGGGGACUGGAAAAAAAUAAACACCCUCGCUCAUUACGGCGUUAAAGAGUCAGCCGUUAUGUCGCUGAUACCCAGACAAAACGACGGGUUCAGCCUGAACUGCAAACCUCCCUGUCACAAUUGUAAACCCGCCUCCCAUCACCAUCACCAUCAUCAUUCGAGCCAGCAGCAUCAACACAACCUCCAUCGUCACGCCAACAAUUGUUCAUCGGGACAUUUGCCAGCUACACCGAGCCACGGUCUCAUAAGUCCGAUCAUGUACCCGCACACACCCGGCGGCAUCUACUUCGAUAGUCAACAUUCGCCGACGAUAAUAAGUGUCAACGGGGACAUCGAAACCUCGGUCCCCAAUCAACGGAUUUGGCACUUGAUCAGACCGAUCGACGAGGGACACUUUCCACCGGGGAUCGGUUAUUCAGGCGGCAAAAAUCACCUCGAGAGAACCCACAAAGCUAUACCCGAAAUUUUUUUAACGAGGCUGCUCUCGACGAAAGGCACAGUACAAAAAUUCGUCGACGAUUUUCUCAACACUAUUUUAACUGCCAACGAGGCGUUGCCCAGCGCCGUUAAAUGGCUUUUCGAUCUUCUCGACGAAGCUGCCAAAAGGCACUGCAUUAUUGAUCCCGAAGUCGCCCAUGCGUGGAAAUCCAACAGCUUACCACUCAGAUUUUGGGUUAAUUUUAUCAAAAAUCCGGACUUUAUGUUCGAUAUUAAUAAAUCCACUACGGUCGACUCGAGCUUAUCGGUUAUCGCCCAAACCUUCAUGGAUGCCUGCUCCACCACCGAACACAGACUCGGCAAAGAUUCGCCCUCCAAUAAAUUACUCUUCGCCAAGGACAUUCCUCAUUAUCGGGAAAAAGUUGGACGGUUUUAUACCGACGUACAAAGAUUACCACAAAUUACUGAUCAGGAAAUGUCCAGCGCUAUGCAACAACUUAGCGCCUCGCAUGCCAACGAAUUCGACGUUAUCGCCGCUCUCAAAGAGCUUUAUAUUUACGUCAGCAAGUAUUAUGAACAAAUCCUAGAGGCCUUGGAGUCGGACGCGGGCUGUCGCAAGCUACAUCUGGCGCAUAGGCUGGAAAAUGUCGCGUGUACGCUCGAGGGUGAAGAGACAAGUGCCUGCUGACAAAACUUGCCGGUACGGAAAAGCGAAUGACCCCAGUCGCUGAGAUCGGAAGAGGAUUGAACAAAGCUAGGAGGAAGAGAAGAUAGGAAAACAAAUCCGAAGGAGUAAAAAAAAACACUGACUAGUGCCUCGAGUCCGCGCAUCAGACAAGCCUCGUUUUUAUUUUCAUCUUCUUUCCGUUUGUGUUUUUUCUCACAUGUACAAAUUGAACACGCGAAAGAAGAGUAAAGUUGAAUAUGGGAAAAAUACCUCGAGACGAGGAUCGCACGAUCGCGAUUCAGUCAGGAUUUUUCGUUACGAUAUGAGUUCGGCCGAAGUGCUUUCGCGAUGGAUCAACGAGAUAGAUAGAUAAACAAAAGAAACAAAACUUCACAAUUUCAAAGGAAGAAAUAAUGAAGAGAGAGAAUUAAAAAUAGUGAAGAAAAAAGCGGUGAGAUUCGGGAGAAAAUCGAAAGAGACUAAUACGCAGCGAUUUCACGCAGCAAUUUUCGAUUUUCCGUUGUUCUGGUGUGACCUCAUCGAUCAACGAAUCUACCUAAUCGCCGGUUGAUUUUUCAAUUUCUUUUUCUUUUUUUUUCACUGGCUUAAUUAUCAUAAAAAGCGAAGGAAACGUCCGCUCCCGUGUGAUUUCCGAUUUUUACGCGUCGAAUAAAUCUCGCUAGAGAUUAAGAGAGAGAGAGAGAGAGAGAAAGAGUGAGAGGGUUAAAUCCGUUCACGAACUGUGCACCGACCGUGACUCGCGUUUACACGCUUGUGUUCGAUAUCUCAAAUCCAAACAAACUCAAAUUAUCGUGAUCUCAGCGACAAGAGUUCGUCGGGAGAGAAACAUACAAAAUUUAGUCUAACGAAGCGUGUUUCCGCGUGGCAUAGCGUUAUAGCAUACACGAAAACACACUAAAGUACACACAAAACACACACAUAAACAUUCUUAAUCGAUCGACACGAAAUAAAACUGACGAAGGUGGCAAUUAAUAAAUAUUGAACGAAAAAGAUUUGAAGAAACAAAUAAUAAAUAAACAUAAAAAACGUAAAAGCGAGUAAGUGAAAAAGCCAUAGUGUCCGACGGACUGUUUGUACAGUUGAUGAGUGUACGAGCAGCGAGUAGUCUGUGAUCCGAGCACGUGUGGCUAUGCCUACUAUCUUCAUUACGAUAUUAUUAUUAAUAUGUUAUAUAUAUUAUAUAUAUAUACAAUGUGUCUUGGAACGAAUAAUGAAUAAGGUGAACUUGAGAUUCGGUCAGAAUUUCGUGUUCGAAAGUCCACGAUAACUAAAAUUAAUUUCGUGCAUAAUUUGUUGAAAAAUUUGCAAAAGUGUGAAGAACAUUCUUCAAACUAUAUGCAGUGAAAAUGAAGAAUUUUAUCAAGUUUCGUGGACGUCCCAACGACGUUGGGACGUCUCGGUAUCGUUAAUAACGUCUUCAGAAUUAAUUGACAAGAAAUUCUGAGUCGAACCGAAAUUUGCGUUGUCGAUUAUUCGACUCUGAGACACUUCGUAUAAAUGAGAGAAACAAAAAAGCAUCGAUAAGUGUUUUCGCGAAAACACCUUCCAUGGAUCGUAGUGAACUAGUUAGAGAGGGGGGGGAGGGGUAUAUAUGUAUUAUAAAAACAGAAAUGCAAAGAAAUAAGCCAGACGCCUCCACUCUUCUCGUACAAGAGUGAGCGAAUGGAGAAUAACGCGGAAAAUAAGGGAUUGCAGAUACGAACAAUUGAAUUUAUGAGGUUUGAGAGCGAAGGGAAGAGAUUAUGAAAUGGAAUAAAUUGUAAACGAUUUAAGUCAGUCGCGAAAAUUACGAGAGAAUUACACUAGGCCUAGCUAUACGUACCCGAGCGAUACGUAAAAAAAAAAAGAAAGAAAAAUAUCUCUUAUUCGUUUGUAACGCUCUUUUUUUAUAUAUGUACAACAUAUUUAUAUACAUAUACGUAUAUUUGUGUCGGAGGACAAUUAUCUUCUCGCCACUCAUGUCUCGCGUUUUUUUCUUUUUCAACUCUACCAACAAUUGUUGCAAUUCGGAAUGAAAAUAUGUACGUUAAUGGAGGAAGGUACUUUUUAUACCAUCUCUCGACUCGUAAUAUUUAUUUAUUCCUCGAAUAAUUACGAAAUUAAACUAAUUCAUAAAUUAACGACUAGUUCACUAUUGGUUGAUCAAUUUUAUUUAUUUUUCGCAACAUUUGCGAUUAAAAAUUUGUAGGACAUCCAUUGUUUUUUUUUUUUUUUAUUAUUUACGAUUUUACUUGUAGGAAACUCGAGUCUGUCCUUCGAUACAAAUAUAAAUUUAUAUAUCGAAAUAUAUAAAUAUUUAUAUAUAUACAUAUAUAAAUAUUUACUCAAACGCUUGUAUAUAUGAAUUUUUCCGUUAGUUUAUUCAAUUUGUAUACUUCGUACGAUCGAUAUAUAUAUAUAUAUUUUUUUUUUUAUUAUUUUUUACGACUACAAAAGUUUUUUUUUACAAAUGAGAUGAAUUUGCGAUUAAAUUUGUGAUCGUCCAAGCAAUUAACUCGUCGAAUCUAAAAGCGUAAUUGAAAUGUUAUCUCGUCAUCGUUAUAUUAGCGUCGAUAUAUAUUUUCAAACUCGAUCGAAUAUCUCCUACGAAUGGAAGAAUGGAAAACUUGUAAAAUGAAUCUCGGAGGAAAGCCUCGGUUUAGCACGAAAUGAAUUAUUAUUACAAUUAUUAUUUUAUUACUAUUUUUUUUUGUUUUAGUAUUAACUUUCGAGGUUUUUGAAUCUCAAAGAAUUGACACUCGUGCGGCAAUUAGCCAGCUUCCCGUGGUGUUUAUUUUUUAUUUUUUUUGUUCCAUCUUUUUUUUUUUCGUUCCCUCGAUUCCCCUCUCUGAAAGCGUCAUGUGCCUCAGACUCUCGUAUUUUUUAGACGACGAUGAGUGACGAAGUUUCGUUGUUACCAUUUCCUUUGCCAUAUGCAAAACCAACGAAUAACGUCUUUUUUUUUUUAUGCAUCGACAAAAAACAAUACUCAACGUUUCGUUCCUAAUGCAAUUGAAAAAAAAUAAAAGUAGAAUACUGACAAUUCAUACUUUUUUCAAGACUUAUGACAACACUGCAGAGACUGGUAAAACCUUAAUUUAUGUUUGUUUUUUUUUUUUUUUUUUUUUUUUACAACCGCAAUGCAAAACUGUUUUCACAAGAUUUUUUAAAUUCCUAUUCUAAGAAAUCGGAGUCUAGAAGAACGGUUAACAUUUGAAAGAAUCUCUCUUUCCCUCUCAUUCUCUCUUUUUCUCCUUACGAUAGUUCCGAAAAGCACUGCCAUUGCUGCACACUUAUGAAUUCCAGUGGAAUGACCCGCCUAAAAAUCCAAAAAAUCCUAAAAAGCAAGAGUUCCAAGGAGCAGCUCAAUUGCCAUUAUCGUCCGAUUUUCAUUAUCAUAAUUAUUCAUUUAAGUCUUAUUUUAUUGUGAAAGAAUCAGAGAGAGAGAGAGAGAGACGCGAGUGGAUCGAUAAAUUCUCUUCAAAGAAUAAAAUACGGUCCAGAGGUGCUGGGAACGUGCUCAUUACAAUUGUACUUAAAACGAAGUGGCAUUCUCGACAAAUGCACAACCUCUAAACGUCAAAUUCAGGUGCCCAGCUCCCUCAGGCACCUAACACGCAACAUACACGUACACACACACGAACAAAAACCCCUAUGUAUCUCUAUAUAUGUAUUGUAUUUAUUUAUACUACGAAAGAAAACAAAAUAGCUAGUUAUUACGAACAGUCGUGUACGUCAAUCUGUGAGGUUACGUUGUCCUUUGUUUUCGCGCCAAUGACCGCAUAAGCUUGUUAGUGGAAGAUGGGAUUCAGGAUAUCUAUUGACUCGGGUGUGUGAUUUUCUGUUACAAUAACUUCCGAAGAUUUUGUCAAAAGAAUGUCUAAAUUAGUCUCGAAGACGUCAUUCGAUAGUUUCCGAAGUCUGACAACUUUUAUACUUUUCGAACGAAGUUGGACCAUUUGGAUAUAAAUUUCUGCAAGUUUUGCCACACGGGGAUAUUUCAAUAACUUAUUUGAACAAGUUUUUAAAAAUUUCUCCAUUGGUGAUGUUUUUUGAGCUACGAUUUGUGGCUGAUUAGAAAUUAUAACCUCGCGAUUUAUUGAAAAAAAAAUGUUUAUGUACCAUUAAAAUCACGUUGAGAAUCCAGAGUCCUUAGAUACUUUCCACUUUUAUUAUUCGAACGAGUCGCCAGGAUAUCGCAUUUUUUUCCUUAGUUCAAGAAAAUGAGAGUUAACGGUACGGUCUUCCUGAUUGUAAAAUAUAUAUUGACGGAGUAAACCCCACUCUUGCCCCCUCCACUCCCUUUUCCAAUCCUUUGUCCUCAUAUGUCUGUGGCAAUCUUAGUAAUAUUAUAUAUUUUAAACAUUUCGAUGAAUUCGGCCGGAAUACGAUAAUUUUUGUCACUAUGGAAAAUCGGUGAAAUCGCUUUUCCCUAAUGCCAUAUAUACAUAUAUAUAUAUACAUACAAAUUUAAUAAGAAUAUUUGAUAUUUUUUGAACAUCUCAAGUGAUCAAGUAUAUAUACUCAAUUCAUCGACAGCAUCAGCUCCUCACCAAUUCCGCCCCAGUGUUAAUUCCCAUUUAUUUCGUUGUAUAGAUUUCUCACUCCUCAAGCAUGCAUAUUUCAUUUUGGGAGGUAAUAAAAAAAAUGAACAAUACA